Messenger RNA from Dictyostelium discoideum AX4, 624 nucleotides. RefSeq names its product SNF7 family protein (gene vps24). Lineage: Eukaryota; Evosea; Eumycetozoa; Dictyosteliales; Dictyosteliaceae. The record is from RefSeq and is a predicted model, not a curated record. The transcript is spliced from 2 exons. The coding region runs from base 1 to 624 and encodes 207 amino acids.
AUGUUUAGUUUUUUAAAGAAACCUACUCCAGAGGAGUUAGUAAAGAAAUGGAAAAGAGAAUUAAGAAGAGAAGAUAGAGGUUUAGAUACUCAAUUAAGAGCAAUUGAUAUGCAAGAAAAGAAAACAGUUAGAAUGAUUAAAGAAAGAGUUAAAGCAGGAGAUCAAAAGAGUGCAAAAACAUUAGCAAAAGAGAUUGUAAAUAGUAGAAAAGCAAAAGAAAGAAUAUAUACAGCAAAAGCACAAAUGAAUUCAGUAUCAAUGCAAUUACAAAGUAAUUUAGCAAUGACAAAAGUUCAAGGAAAUUUAGCAAAAUCAACAGAGAUUAUGAAAAUGAUGAAUGAUCUCAUUAAAUUACCCGAACUAAAUAAAGUUAUGAUGGCAAUGGGUUCAGAGAUGACAAAAGCAGGUAUAAUGGAAGAGAUGAUUUCUGAUGUAUUCGAUAUGCAAGGUGAAGAUCUUGAAGAGGAAGCAGAAAUGGAAGUUAAUAAAAUUAUGGAUGAGAUUUUAGUAUCUGGUCCACAAGUUAGUUCAGCACCAUUAGAAACUCAUCAACAAGAAGAAGUUGUUCAAGAAAAACAAGAAGAUAGUGAAUUACUUGAUCGUUUGAAAGCUUUAAAAUCUUAA